AGCUGGCUCUUGCAUUGUGUUUAUUGGAUGAAACUCAGCUAUUCACUCUCAGUGAAGUGGGUAAAAACCCUUAACUGCAGUUUACAUGUGUAGGUCACUGCGUUACUGCGUUAGCCACUGUCUCUACGCAGCAAUGACAAGGCUAGAAGAAGCAAACAGAGAAGUGAACAUGCACUCAUCUGUCAGAUACCUAGGCUAUCUUGCCAGAAUCAACUUACUAGUUGCCAUUUGCAUGGGCCUUUACGUCAGAUGGGAGAAAACUGCGGAUGCACUGAUUUUGGUAAUAUUUAUCCUGGGGCUUUUUGUUCUUGGAAUUGCCAGCAUCCUCUACUACUAUUUUUCAAUGGAAGCAGCAAGUUUGAGUCUCUCCAAUCUUUGGUUUGGUUUUUUGCUUGGCCUUCUCUGUUUUCUCAAUAAUUCUACCUUCAAAAAUGAUGUGAAAGAAGAAGCUACGAAGUACUUGCUCCUUUCUGCCAUUGUUUUAAGGAUAUUAUGUGCUUUGGUUGAGAGGAUUUGUGGCUGUAUCCAUCACCGUCCGACUCUGCUGACAACAGUUGAAUUUUUGGAACUGGUUGGAUUUGCAAUUGCCAGUACAACUAUGCUGGUAGAAAAAUCUAUGAGUAUUAUUUUGUUGGUCAUGGCUUUGGCCAUGUUGAUUAUUGACUUACGUAUGAAGUCUUUUUUGGCAAUUCCAAAUUUGGCAAUUUUUGGAGCCCUUGCAUCCUUGCUGUUUUUUCCAUCUCUGAAGAUUCCCACAAACCCAUUUGCCUUGGCAUGUUUCUUCAGUUGCCUGAUUUCAGAUCCUCUGCUUGAUGUUUACUUCAGUGGGCUCUCAGUAACUGAACGGUGGAAGCCCUACUUGUACCGUGGUAGAAUUUGCAGAAGACUUUCUGUCAUCUCGGUUGGAGUCGUUGAACUUAUCUUUUUUGUUCUUGCAGCCUUUAAACUAGGUGACUUGGAUCUCUGGUACUUUGUGAUACCUGGUUUUUCUAUUUUUGGAAUUUUUUGGAUAAUCUGUCAUGUUAUUUUUCUGAUAACUCUCUGGGGAUUUCACACAAAACUAAAUGACUGUCACAAGGUAUACUAUACCCACAGAGCAGAAAACAACAGCCUCGAUAGAGUUAUGGCAUCUAAAGGAAUGCGUCACUUCUGUUUAAUUUCAGAACAACUGGUAUUUUUCAGCCUCGUCGCAACUGCUGUGUUGGGGGCAGUAUGUUGGCAGGUAAAUAAUAAUCUCUUUAUCUUGAUCUCCCUCUUGCAAGUGUUCCUGAGAAUUGUUGGCUUUUCAAAAUCGUUAUGA
Messenger RNA from Tinamus guttatus (white-throated tinamou), 1300 nucleotides. Lineage: Eukaryota; Metazoa; Chordata; Aves; Tinamiformes; Tinamidae. The record is from RefSeq and is a predicted model, not a curated record.